Molecule: messenger RNA, 2584 nt
Organism: Brienomyrus brachyistius
Lineage: Eukaryota; Metazoa; Chordata; Actinopteri; Osteoglossiformes; Mormyridae
Product: BTB/POZ domain-containing protein KCTD6-like
Exons: 3
Coding region: 445-1164 (239 amino acids)
Biological process (GO): protein homooligomerization
Molecular function (GO): protein binding
Source: RefSeq, a predicted model, not a curated record
AUAAAAAAGAGCGACCAUACUGAUCAUGAGACGGCGAGCUUCAGCUGGGGCGUGUUAGUGGUAGAGGGAUUGCAUGGUUAGCCUGCUAACUGCGCGCUAGCCUGUUUGUUAGCUCUGUGCGCUUCUCAUUCAUACUGCUGACAUGCGUCUUCCUCCUGCAUCAUCUGCUCUGUCUGUGUGGACCAGUGUCCUGUGUGAGAUACUGUAACUUGCUAUUUAUAUUUAAUAGAGCCAUGCGGGUUCCCGAUAUUACAAAUGAGUAGAAACAUUAUUGCUAGUUAUGGAGCAAGAGGUGAACGAUGAACUGAAUACGUGUAGGACUCCUUAAUUAUAUCACCUUGUGAAAUGCUGUAAUAAAGUACUACCACAGGUGAUAUCAAAAGGAAUAAACAGGAGCAAGAAGAAAGCAAGUAAUCAGCCUCACUUUAUGGGGCCACCAAACUGAUGAAAAUGGACAAUGGAGAUCGGGGAUACAUGAUGACAGAUCCGGUCACUCUGAAUGUCGGCGGGCACCUCUACACCACCUCCUUGUCCACGCUACAGCGAUACCCAGACUCCAUGCUGGGUGCCAUGUUCUCUGGGGACUUGCCAUCGGCUCGGGAUUCUCAAGGCAAUUACUUCAUAGACCGCGAUGGUCCGCUUUUCCGCUACAUACUGAACUUCCUCCGAACCUCCGAGCUCACGCUGCCACACGACUUCAAGGAGAAUGAGCUCUUGCGUAAGGAGGCCGACUUCUAUCAAAUCGAGCCUCUCAUUCGGUGCCUGAACGACACAAAGCCUCUCCAUCCUUUGGACACGUUUGAGCAAGUGGUGGAGCUGUCCAGCACCCGAAAGCUCUCGAAGUACUCCAACCCAGUCGCCGUGAUAAUCACCCAGCUCACCAUAACCACCAAGGUCCACUCCCUGCUCGAAGGCAUCUCCAACAGCUUCACCAAGUGGAACAAGCACAUGAUGGACACCAGAGACUUUCAGGUGUCCUUCACUUUUGGACCUUGUGAUUAUCAUCAGGAGGUGUCCCUGAGGGUUCACCUUGUAGAGUACAUCAGCAAACAGGGCUUCAGCAUCAGAAACACACGUGUGCACCACAUGAGUGAGCGGGACAACGAGAACACUGUGGAGCACCACUGGACCUUCUGCAGGUUGGCUCGCAAGGUCGAGGAUUGACGUGCCAACAUCGCCAUUUAAAAUGUUGUCAUUGACUAGACAAGAUAAGCCAUGUGAUAUUAGCAGUGUAAGGACACGAGCUUCUUCAAACAUGAGUGUUGUACAAUAAACAAGAACAAAGCAUAUAAGCAGGAGUGUUUGUAUUUUUUGCUAAAGUGCAUGCUGAAGUUUACAUUUAGCAGAAACUUUUGUCCAAAAUGAUUACGAGUUAGGAUCAGGGUCAGACAGUCACUGGAGUGGUUAGGGUUAUGGGCCUUCAUCAGUGACCUAGAGGUGAUAUGAUUACUCAUCUGGCCACAGGACUUGAACUCAAGACUUCCAGAUGUGAUUACAGAUCCGCAUGUGUGGCUCGGCAGGAUAGGAUGUGAUCAGCAGCCCAUGAGCACGGCCCUUAACCCCCACUGCUGUAGGAACUGGCUGAUUCUGCUUCCUCAGAAAUGUAUGUCACUUUGGAUAAAGAGUAUCUGCUAAGUAAAUGAAGGCCACUGAGCGACACACUGCAUUUGUAUUUGUCUAAAGCGGUGUUUCCUAACCCAGUCCUCGGGGAGUCCCGGGCAGUCCACGUUUUUGCUCCCUCCCAGCCAAUCUGGAGCACUGAAUACCUGGUACAGUUGCGCUGGGAGCUGACAGGAAGCAAAAAUGUGGACUGUCCGGGGUUCCCUGAGGACUGGGUUGGGAAACACUGGUCUAAGGGGUAAUUUUGGAAUUUCAUGUUAAUAGAAAUAUAACGGAAACUUCCUUGUUUUCAAGCAUGCGCAUAUACUGAUUGUGUGUAUGCUUUAAAAUGCUACGUUUUGGACCUGCAGAAUUGAGCUGGAUUCUUUCACUCACUCUUCAUAACCGAUGUCAAGCACAUGCCUCAACCCAUUUUCCAAAAUAACAGUAAUGUUUUAGUGUGAAACAUUGUAUGAUUGUAUGGUUGUAAUAGUAUGCAUAACCUAACAAACAUCAAAGCCUAGCCUUCCUUAAACAUGCUUAGAACACUUACAUUAGCCUACAGUUGAGCAAAAUCGUUAUCACAAAGACUAUUUUAUAAUAAAGUGUUGAAUAAUGUAUUGAAAGUGAAAAAUGGAAUGGAAUUAGAAAAUGAAUCAUAAAGUUGAAAUAUCUUAAGAUGGAUUAUGGUAAUCCGGGGAGUGUCUGUACACAUAACCCUUCCCAGUGCUGAAGUGUUUGUAUUGAGUAAAACCAUUUUGUUUCCCAGUACUCACCUCUGUUUUAGCUGUUUGCAAUUUUGGAAUACUGUGUUUGUCCAGCACAUUUACCCCAGUCUGCUUCUGUUCUCACUUGCUGAAUUACAUUAAAUCAGAAGGGCACAGUACGUACAUAAGCUGAUACCAUGACCUGAUUCGUACAAUGCAAAUUUGUUCCUCUGCUCUGGAACUUCGGAGAAUCACAAUCAGAUAAUUAGCGUCUGUGU